This is a messenger RNA of Ochlerotatus camptorhynchus, 1022 nucleotides long. RefSeq lists its product as uncharacterized. Lineage: Eukaryota; Metazoa; Arthropoda; Insecta; Diptera; Culicidae. The transcript is spliced from 4 exons. The record is from RefSeq and is a predicted model, not a curated record. The coding region runs from base 60 to 932 and encodes 290 amino acids.
CGGAACAAAUUUUGAGUGUUUAAUUCUUGUCAGUUAGUUGCAUUUAAUUGUUUUACAAAAUGAACGCAGGAUUUAACUGGAUGCCAUGGUCCGCUCACCAGGGAAUCCCACCAGCCGGUGUGUACGCGGGCAAUGACCAGGACGGUUCACCUAUCUACGUCGGACGGUCCUUUCACGAAGGGGAUCAACUUCCGGCGAAAGUGCUCCCUAGCAAACAGGCAGCUUACGUUUCGCACAACGGAGUAGAGAUCUUCAAGUCACACUUUGAGGUGCUUAGUGGACAGGGAUUUACUUGGGUGCAUAGCAGCAAUGGUCAUGUACCGGCUGGUGCCGUGUUGGCCGGUAACACUGCCUCCGGUGAGCCUCUCUACAUUGGGCGUACGCAUCACGAAGGAAGUCUGACACCGGGAAAGAUCCAUCGUAGCCAUGGCUGUUUGUAUAUUCCGUUUGGAGGAGCGGAACAAAGCUUCCUGAACUAUGAAGUUCUUGUUGGGCAGCAGAGAUCAACCUGGUCACACUGCGCUGCAGGAGCACCGGUGCCACCGGGAGCCAUCCUAGCUGGACACGAUGUUGACACUGCUCUGAUGUACGUUGGGCGUGCCUUUCACGAGGGAGAACAAAUACCCGCCAAGGUGAUCCCCAGCAAGCAAAUUGCCUAUAUUUGCCACAAUGGUCAGGAAAUUCCUAAACACACCUUCGAAGUGCUGUGCAACGGUAAUGUCACUUGGGUUCCGUCCGGUUUUGGAAGUGUUCCUCCGAAUGCCGUUUUCGGUGGACGCACUUCGACGGGUGAAACGCUCUACAUUGGCCGUGCACAUUACAUGGGUAGUUUGACUCCGGGCAAGGUUCAUCCAAGCCACCAGACGCUCUACAUUCCAUUCGGGGGCAGUGAGGUAGCAGUUAAGAACUACGAAGUAUUGAUUGAAAAUUGAAUGUAUUAUUUUUGACAAAUGUUCAUAGAAAACCACACGUCUGUACAGUACACAGUUACACGAAUAAAUGCUUUAGUUUAAAAAUCACAA